CGGUGCUGUUGUUCGACCUUGCGCUUCUGCGUUUACGGUCUCAGCACGCUAUUCUUGUGUAUAUGGGCCCUUGCCGUCCACGCUACACGAUUUCCGGCUAGUUGCCGAGCCUUGCCAGUGGAGGGCGUGGCGUUGGUGGCAUUUUCGUCGCGGAGAGGCGGGCUUUCCAUUGAGUGGACGGGCGCCGUUCUAUCCGCUACUUUCCGCACUAGUGUCACGCUUUCCCUGGCCUGACUGCGUAAAGGCACGAACAAUUCUGUAUCAGCCAGUUGUCCGCGGCCAUGGCCGCCAACAUACCGCAGAUGGUCUCCAACGGCCAGAUAAUGAUGCUGCAGCAGCAGCAGCAACAACAACAACAACAGCAGCAGCAGCAGGGUGGGCCGGGCAAACAACUGAACCAUCUUGUUUACAGCCAUCUGAUGCAGAGCAUGAGCAUGGCACCUAUGAACUCAUGGCAGAGCGGCGUCAGCAUCAGCGAUCGUUUCGGGAGAGCCCUUAAUCUGGUAUCAAGCACGAUCUUAGCAUACCCCAACAUGGACUGGCAGAAGCUCUUCCAGUCUGCGAUGGAUACUGAGAAGAAGGCAUUUAUGCAGUCACCAGAUAAGCAAUCCUAUGACCACGCUAUCCAGCGUAAAGUUGGGGAAUUGCACAAGCGGAGGCAAGGCCACGUUCCUGAUCUUCAAAAUCAGCUCAGCAACGAAGCCGCGAGACAAGCCCAGUUAGCUGCCCAACAGCAGCGGCAACAGAUGUUACUGAACCAGAUGGCCGCGAGAGGCGCAAUGGGACAGCCCGCCCAACAUGGGUUUCAGCCCAUGCCGAACCAAAUGCAGGUUUCUGGCAUUCCGCAGCAACCACCACCGAUGGGGAUGGCCGGUCCAGGCAUGCUCCAGAACAGACUCGAUCAGCGCCAAUUCCCGAUGCAGGUGGCACAGCAACCGCGGCAGCCAGCCACCUUCCAGCUCGACCCCCUGAGAGGGUUGGGUGAGCAAGAUAGGACCGCGGUCAACGACCUCGCCUUGCAGUUCAUGGAUCGGGCGAACGAAGCCACUAAGAAUCAGGUUCGGCAGCUGAUGCAGCAGAAGUGGAAUCAGGCCCAACUCCAGGAAUGCGCUGCCAAGGGUAUCAACCCUGUCUUUGUCUUUUAUCAACACCACGCGCUCCAGCAGCUGCAGCAAGCUAGGGCGGCGCAGUCGCGAAACCUGAUGCAGCACCGACCAGGCAUUCCAUUGAACAUGAUGCCGCAAGGAGCGCACCAGGGCCAGAUGAAUCCCGCUCUUAUUGGCACCCUCCCUCAGCAAGCGGCCAUGGCUGAUGGCAAGGCGUUUGCCCCGAACAUAGAGAGCAUCCGUGCCGACCAUCAGAUGGGCCUACGCGCGCAGCAAGCCGGGCAGAUGGUUGUCCCCGCUAGCACCGCUCCUGGUCGGAAUCCAACUGCGAGUCCCAUGGUGGGCGUUCCGCCACACCCUACGCCGGGUAGCCAAGGGCUGAACCAGACACCGCGGUCCGCUCAAGUACAGCAGACCUUCGGCGUCCCGCAAGUCAAUAUCGACCCUACUACGGCGGCCCAGGUCCAGGCACAGCCGGGAGUCCAGGCGGUUCCUCGCCGGCCCAUGCAAGGCCAGCCUGCGGCCAUAGUGACGCCGACCCCCCCCGCACAGCCUUCGCAGAGUCCGGCAAUGAACACGCUCAACGCGCCGAUGCGGCAGCCCCCCGUGCCUAUGGGCCAAGCCAACGGGCAGCCAAUGAACGUGGGCAAUCCGCCAAUGGCGACAACUUUAAACCCGCAGUUCAACCAUGUGAACAACACGAGGCCGCCGUCGCUCCAAGGCAACAUGAAUAAUGCGGCUAUGGCAGGAAUGGUGCCAAACGUCAACCCCGAAGCUCGAGCUGCCAUGGGCGGGGUGCCAGAGAAUGCGGCAAUGAGGGAGUUUUACGCAAAACUGCAAGAAAACCAACGCGCGACAGCCAGCGGUUUCCAGGGCCCCCAGAUUGGACUGACUCCUGGAGUCCGCGGCCAGCUCCAGCCGAAUCAAUUGAGCGGCCAGAAUCAGGCUGCCGUGGUUAACCCGAUUCAGAACGGCAACGGCGCGAUGAAAUCCGCGGCACAGCCGGGGGUACUGCAGAACCAGCAACUAGCCGCAGAAAGGGGGCAGCUCAUGCAAAUUUUUGCCACCCCAGAGGCUCGGGCAGCGAUGAACAACAUGGACAUUCCUCCUCAGGUGCUUCUCAGGGUGAAUUUACCAGCCGAAAUACGAAAAUGGGGCCAACUUAGACAGUUACUUCAAACUAACCCCGCCGCCGUCCCUGCCAAUUUGCACACCAUGCUCAACAACAUUCAGGUAAUGCAGUUCAAGUCGGUACUGGAAAAGAGACGGACGCCCAUACCCUCGGCUGCCACACCUCAGCCGCAGAACGGGCCCGGGGCCCAGCAGCCGAGUUUCCAGCCACAAGUAUUACCCCCCGGGCACUCUUAUCCGCCUAAUAUCUCCCACGUCACGCCCGAAGACCUUGAUUCCGCCCGCAAGAAGAACUUGCGUUUCCAGGGCAUGCCAGACGAGAUCCUGAUUGAGUUUUUGAGAAUGGCAAGGCAGGAAGGGUAUGCGAGAAAGGCCUGGGAGCAGUUCCAGCAAACCCAGCAAGCCAGGGCCAACGUCAAUUCGAUUGUUGGGAUCCCGACAGCUGGCGUGCCGGUGCCUCCAACUCCAAACAACCAAUUGGGCGUGGUCACUCCUGCACCGCAUCCGAGUGCGCCACAGGGCGCCCAGCAACAGGCCGCUCAACCGAAGCCUACGGGACCUUCGGGAGCGGAAGCGGCGCCUGCUCCCGCCUUGGGGAGGUUCAAGGCUGCUCGGCCGCCCCUAAACCCUUCGCCUGCGUCGAUACCGAAGAGUCUGAAACGACCGAGCCCAGGUGACACGAACGACGUGCCUGCCAAGACGAGCAAUGCUGCUCAACGGUCUGCUCCUCAGCCAGAGGCCCGGACUGUUGCCACGGGCCCAAGGCCGACCUUGGAACAGAUCAUGAAGGCUUCGCCAGGACAGCUCGACAAGAUCACGCCGGAGCAGAUGGCAAGCCUGACGCCAGAACUAAGAGCCGCUGUAAUGCGUAACCGAAGCGGCGGGAACCCGAUUGAAGAUGAAACAAUCACUCGACUGAAGCGGCUUGCGAACGAGGGUUCCUCGCAGGGGGUCCAGGAGAGCCAAAGGGAAGCUCAGAUUCCCAGGGCGCCCGCAGAUGUGCAAGAGGCUCGCCACAAGCUCGUCAAGGUUGCCGAGCGAAUACUGCAGCUCCGUGGCCCAGCCGUUGCAACGUGGUACCGUGUCACCAAGGAUGACUCGCGGGCGAGGAUGUUCUUCAAGACACGGAGCAAGGUGGUUCAGCAGUUCCACGACGCCGACAAACUGACGAGAAUGCGGGACGCGGUGACCAUAUCCAAGGAGGAGCUGGAUCAGUUCCUAAACAUGCUCGACAGCAUCCAGCAGGACCUCAUCGCCACGCGGCCGAGAGUAGGGGGUCAGGAGUCGGCCGCUGGCGGAAGCCAGGUCCCGCAGUCAUCGCCUUUGAGCGCCGCGAACCUUGAGAAGCAGACUGAGGCCCUCAGGCAGGCGCAGAACCGGGCAACUACCAAGCCUGCGCAGGCUCCGGCGGCGCCAACGACCACCCAGCCGCCGUUCCCGUUUGGCAAAAAAUCGCCCGCCGGGAAUCCCGAGUAUUUCGGCGAGUCUCGUAUCACGCAGGCAAACCUGGCCAUUCCCCCUGCCCGAAAGAAGGCCAAGAUCGGGACCGGCAAGGUAUCCCCUACUGCUCCCCCUCCUGCUUCCCAGCAACAGGCUGCCACUUCGUCAUCGCCGCAGGUCGACGUGCAGUCGCCCGUGGCCUCCAGGAAACCAGCGCCGCCCAAACUCACGUGCUUGGAGCCCGGAUGCGAGAUGGGCUCAAUCGGAUUCCCGACGGAGGAAGCGCUCAAUGCUCAUCGUCAGGAGGAGCACAUCAAACCGUAUGAAAAUUCAUACGGUUUCCUGCGAGAGCAUAUGGGAGCUGCCUUAGGUCUAGAUGCCCAAGGCAAAUCGAUUGCACCUCCCAGCAAAGAGGGCGUCCCUGCCCCGGCGGCGCGACCCAUGAGCGUCACUCUUUCCAAACAAGGCCAGCAGCCGGGGCCGCAACUCAUGUCUCGGACAACGUCGAUGCAACGGAACGGCAGCGCGGCAGGCACCAACACCACCAAGUCAGGCGAAAGCGCCGGUACCCCCGGCUGGCAGAUGACGACACCUGAAAACAACAUCAACAGCAAGCAGGGGGCGGCGGGAACUACGCAGCAGGCUCUGCCACCUGGUGGUGCGGAGGACGUGUGGGCCAACUCGACGGUCGACCCCCAGGACCUGUUCGCCGGGCUCGAGCAGUCGCUCGAGGCCGUCACGGGAAGCUUCGUAGCGGAUUUUGGCACGUACCGGUCGCGGACGCCCAGUAACGAUGACGACACGCCCGACUCGUCGGCGAGCAAGGAGAGCGGCGUGUCGGAGUCAUCCAACAAUAGCGACAUCGCCGAGACGGCAGGACUGGAUAUUGACCUCCAGUGGCAGCCGAUCGACAGCGACCUGCUGUGGGACAUGAACAAUAUCAGUGUCGAGCACUUUGGGUCGCCUUCGGCCGACGUGGAUAUGUUUGCGGGCGAGGGGCUGUUUGAUUUUCAGGCUGAUCAGCUCAGGGAGAAUGGGGACCUGGGGAAGCCGUUCAAGGUGGAUCAGUCGCUUUAUGCCAGUCUCUGAGGGAAGCUGGAAGGAGAAAAACAGAGGGUCUUAAUGGCUCGAUUUGGGGUCUUGGAUCGUGUGUGAUCCUUUCUGCCUUUUGGUCUGAACGGGGGAGGAUAGAUUGGGGAUGAUGAGAACACGAGAGCUUGCAACAGAACGAAACGCGGUGCAUUCUUAGGGAGAGGAGGGUUGGCGUUUG
This is a messenger RNA of Parathielavia appendiculata, 4947 nucleotides long. RefSeq lists its product as uncharacterized. The record is from RefSeq and is a predicted model, not a curated record. Lineage: Eukaryota; Fungi; Ascomycota; Sordariomycetes; Sordariales; Chaetomiaceae. Bases 282 to 4766 code for a protein of 1494 amino acids. The transcript is spliced from 4 exons.